CUGUAUAGUAUAACUAUGCGUUGUUGCUGAAAUUGACUGUACCAGACAUUGCACUGGCUUUUCUCCUUCUACUGCUAAUGUUCUUCCAGAAUGCAUUUCUAGCUGAAAUCCGCUCUGAUCUGAAUUAUACAAAUUUUCAAGUCCAAUUCUUGGUAUACACGAUUUAACGUCAUCGAUAAAUGCUUCAGCUUUAGCCAAUUAUAGCUAGUAUUUGAAAAUGGAAAUUGAAUACAUGCACAGAAAAUUGAGUUAUUUAAGAAAAAUACUGGAACGAUCAGGACCAUUCUGUCACCAAGACUUUGAACCUUCAUCCGAAUGUUUGCAAUUUGUAAUACAACACUGUAAAGUACUUAUAGUUGGUGCCGGUGGAUUAGGUUGUGAAUGCUUAAAAAAUUUAGCAUAUAUGGGUUUUCGACAAAUGCAUGUUAUUGAUAUGGAUCAAAUUGAUUUAUCAAAUUUAAAUAGGCAAUUCUUGUUUCGACAUAAAGACAUUGGAAGUUCAAAAGCAGAAACAGCUUCAAUAUUUAUUAACAAUCAAAUGCCUGGAUGUAAUGUUGUUCCUCAUUACUGCAAAAUUCAAGAUAAGGAUGAAGACUUUUACCGUCAGUUUCAUAUUGUUGUUUGUGGUUUAGAUUCGGUUAUAGCAAGAAGAUGGAUCAAUGGCAUGUUGAUUUCGCUUCUUGUUUAUAACGAUGGUGUUCUUGAUCAUAGCAGUAUAAUUCCAUUUGUCGAUGGUGGAACUGAAGGUUUCAAAGGAAAUGUAAGAGUAAUCUUACCUGGACUCACGGCGUGUGUAGAGUGUACUCUGGACUUAUACCCUCCACAGGCGACAUAUCCUCUUUGUACUAUAGCCAAUACUCCACGAUUGCCAGAACACUGUAUAGAAUAUGUAAAAGUUAUUCAAUGGCCUAAGGAAAAUCCAUUUGAUUGUUCUAUAGAUGGUGAUGAUCCUCAGCACAUUAAUUGGAUUUAUGAAAAGUCAAAUGAUCGAGCUAUACAUUUCGGAAUUCAAGGAUUAACGUAUAGAUUGGUACAAGGUGUUGUAAAAAAUAUUAUACCCGCUGUUGCAUCAACUAAUGCAGUCAUUGCAGCGAUAUGUUGUACAGAAGUUUUCAAAUUAGCUACUAGCUGUACAGUAUCGUUAAACAAUUAUAUGGUAUUUACAGAUACGGAUGGAAUUUAUUCCUAUACUUAUGAAGCAGAAAAAAAUGAUCAUUGUAUUUCCUGCAGUCAAAUAAUACGGCAGAUCAAAAUUAAAAAUCUAGAUAUCAAGUUGAAAGAUUUAAUUGAUAUAUUAUGUUCCCAAAAAGAGAUACGAUUAAAAAAUCCAGCCAUUACAACUAUGAUUGCCGGCAAAACAAAAACUUUAUACAUUCCAGGUAUUCCAAGCAUCGAAGAAAAAACUAAAAAGAAUUUAACAAAAACAUUAUCCGAACUUGGUUUAGAAGUAAAUUCAGAAAUAAUUAUAGCAGAUAUAACAACACCUAAUGCGAUCACUUUCCAAAUAAAUGUAUUGGAGCAUUGAAGCCAAUUCUAUUGUUACAAAUAUUUGAAGUAGAGUGAACAAUAAUUAUUAUUUAAAUUGAAACUACAUUCAAAAAUAAAAAUAAUAUAAAUAGUAUAAUCACAUAGUCACUCUAAUAUUCAUAUUUUAUGUACUUUGAAA
Molecule: messenger RNA, 1666 nt
Organism: Phymastichus coffea
Lineage: Eukaryota; Metazoa; Arthropoda; Insecta; Hymenoptera; Eulophidae
Gene: Uba3
Product: NEDD8-activating enzyme E1 catalytic subunit
Exons: 5
Coding region: 218-1525 (435 amino acids)
Biological process (GO): protein neddylation
Cellular component (GO): nucleus; cytoplasm
Molecular function (GO): NEDD8 activating enzyme activity
Source: RefSeq, a predicted model, not a curated record